GCAAGCAUCGGCGUUAACUAGAGUGAGUCAGAGUGCAUUAGGGCUCCAUAGUGAAGCAAGCAAUAUCUAUGGAGGUGUUAAAUUCUCAAUCUCAAAAUAAAUCCACAGGCGUCCUGGAGAAUUUAUUUGGCAUGAAGGGUGGACAUGGAGAUUACACUUAGUAGUACAGGAGCGAUUCAGUUCAGUUAAUGAUGGUUGAAGCUGCGAAGCCCAUUCUUGAGCGUGGUAUAUAUGAGAAUUUGAAAUUGAAUUUUAAUGGGGGUGCAAUAGUUCGCAUAGCAGAUUUGGGGUGUGGCACUGGGUGGAAUACUCUUGUGGUAGCAGACAGAAUUGUUAAAGCUGUGCAAUCGAUAGUUAUGGAAGGAGAUAAGCCAGAAUUUCAAGUUUACUUUAAUGAUCUACCAUCCAAUGAUUUCAACUCACUGUUACGAAUCUUGCCUCCAGUUGGACAUGAUUCCGGAGAUGCAGAUGGUGGGAGGAAGUCAGUGGCUACAAGAUCUUACUACGCUGCAGCAGUAUCUGGAUCCUAUUUCAAGCGUCUUUUCCCCGGGAAAAGCUUGCAUUUCUGUCACUCUUCUUUCAGUCUCCAUUAUCUGUCUCGGGUGGGUAAUUAAUGUUUGGUUGAUUAGCAAGUAUGUUUUUCUAAACACAAUCUGCA
Cryptomeria japonica (Japanese cedar) is the source of this 658-nucleotide messenger RNA. Its product is annotated as probable jasmonic acid carboxyl methyltransferase 2. The coding region runs from base 189 to 614 and encodes 141 amino acids. The record is from RefSeq and is a predicted model, not a curated record. Lineage: Eukaryota; Viridiplantae; Streptophyta; Pinopsida; Cupressales; Cupressaceae. Gene Ontology annotation, molecular function: S-adenosylmethionine-dependent methyltransferase activity. The transcript has 2 exons. Gene Ontology annotation, biological process: methylation.